Penaeus indicus is the source of this 1831-nucleotide messenger RNA. Its product is annotated as ketosamine-3-kinase-like. The transcript has 8 exons. Lineage: Eukaryota; Metazoa; Arthropoda; Malacostraca; Decapoda; Penaeidae. The coding region runs from base 147 to 1184 and encodes 345 amino acids. The record is from RefSeq and is a predicted model, not a curated record.
AUACGCAGCUCAGACCUCGUGGUGGAUGCAGUCUUUCGCUUCUCUUAAGACCGCGCUAGAAGGAAAGCAAAACAAGACACAAAAAGCAAAAAAGAAAAGAGAGGGCUAGAAACAGAGAGAGAGAAUAAAAAAGGAGAAAGACAGCGAUGACAGGUGGUCUUCGAGUAAUACCGACACCCCCCGGCAAGCCCCUGACGAGGGCCAUGCUGGAGGACGUGAGAGAAGCCCUUGGCACGUCGCGUCUGGAGCCCACGGGGGAGAAAGGUCGUGGCUUCAUCAGCGAGGGAGAAGUUUACGUCACGGACACGGAGGACAAAGUCUUCAUCAAGAGGAAUUCCGACAAGGAGUCCCGAAACAUGUUCAAGGGAGAGUUCGAGAGCCUGAGGGCCCUGGCGAACACUGGAACCAUAAAAGCCCCGACGCCCCAUGCAGUUGUCAGUGGUCCUGGAGGCGAGUCGGCCAUCGUUAUGGAGUACGUGGAAAUGAGGCCAUUGAACCACAUGUCUCGGGAAUUGGGAGAGAGGCUGGCGAGGUUGCAUUUGCACAACACGAACGACCUGAAGUGGGAUUUGCAAGAGGGUUAUGUUGGGUCACACGAGCGGCGGGUCACGCGGUUCGGCUUCCCUGUCAACACUUACUGUGGAUACAUGUCGCUUCUGAAUGAUUGGUGUGAUGACUGGGAGGUAUUCUACGCCAGGCAACUUGACAACCAAUUCCGAAAAAUAACAAGAGUGUUUGGGAAUCGGGAAGCCAACGAACUGUGGUCAGAACUGCAACUCAAAAUUCCGUCAUUUUUCGCCAACGUGAAAAUCAAACCCUCCCUGCUUCACGGUGACCUCUACUAUGGCAACACAGCAGAGACGAUCAACGGACCAGUGAUGUUCGACCCUGGCUCCUUGUACGGACACCAUGAGUUCGACUGUGUGAUCUCCACGACGUUUGGGUCCUUCAGCAGUGAAGUCUGGGAGGAAUACUACACGCGCGUUCCAAGGGCCCCAGGCUGGCACCCCAGGCAGAAGCUGUACAAGCUCUUCCACCUCGCCAACCAGUGGAAUCACUUCGGAAGCGAAAGGGCCAGCGUGUGCCUGCGAGAGAUGAAGGAGCUGUGCCACUUGGGGGGAUCACGGUCAGAGCCAGCGCCAGCGGGUAUUGUUCAGCCAGUGCCACCUCCGUCAUCGUCAUAAAACGUCCCUUUCAAUAAAGUCCCCUUCAUUACCAUUGCUAAGAGUGUUUGUGCAAAGGUUGGGGUUUCAUUGAGUCUCUCGCUUGUAUUGUUGUCGGUUGAAUGGGACCUCGAGAUGCACGCGGGAAGGGCACCUGUUCUCGACGAGGAAUCGGGUGCUGGUUGAUAAUAAUAAUGAUGAUAGUGAAGAAGUGUUAUUGAUACUGAGGAAAUGUCAAAACGUUUGCUCGUCUGCUAAUAAUUAUAGGAAAGGUGUAUUUAGAAAAUGUUAAAACGUUUAUCUAUUUGUAUAAUACUGAUAGGAAAGGAGUAUUUUAAUGCUGAGGAAAUGUCAAAUCGUAUAGCCUGUUGAUGAUAGUGAUAGGAAAGAAGUAUUAUUGAUACUGAGGAAAUGUCAAAACGUUUGUUCAUUUGGUAAUGAUGAGAGGAAAGAUGUCUAUCGAUGUUAAACAAAUGUUGAACGUUUAUCUAUGUGGUAAUAAUGACACCAAGGAAAUUUUAGAACGGUUAUAUAUUUGAUACUAAUGAUAGAAAAAAAAUAUAUAUCAAAUAAUUAUUUAAGAGAUUAGCCAUCUAUCUAUUUGAUAAUAGUGAUACUAACGAAAUAUUAAGACUGACACAAACACAAACACAGUAACGUGUACACAA